AUGGCAGUGCCACUAGCAGAGUACAGAGGCAGAGACGGAGGCAGAGCUUUGACCACAGAUUCAGCACUCUUGGCUACCAAGCUGUGGAAUACUCUGAUUCAGUACCAUGGCAUCGGAGACAGCGAACGGCGAGUUGCGAAGAAAACUAAAGAUGCAACUGUGUGGUAUAAACUAUCAGAAGAAUUCAGUGGAUACCUCUAUAAAGUUCAAGGAGUGGUAGAAGAUGUUACUGACAGAGUAGUGGAUCAUAUUUGCCCUGGGCCUUACAGGCUAGACUGGGACAGCUUAAUGACUACAAUGGACAUCUUGGAAAUGUUUGAAGAGAACUGCUGUGUGAUGCGCUACACCACAGCUGGCCAGCUCUGGAACAUCGUAGCACCAAGGGAAUUUAUAGAUUUCUCUUACACUACAAGCUAUGAGGAUGGGCUUCUAACAUGUUGUAUAAGCUUAGACUACGGAGAGGUGAGACCUGACUUUGUCCAUGGAUUCAAUCACCCUUGUGGUUGGUUCUGCGUUCCUCUUAAGGACUAUCCUAGCCACAGUCUUUUGACAGGCUAUAUUCAGACUGAACUGUGAGGGAUGCUACCACAAUCUGCAGUAGACACUGCCAUGUCUAUUACCUUGGCCAAUUUCUACUCUGAUCUGAAAAAGGCACUGAAAACAUAG
Messenger RNA from Pogoniulus pusillus (Red-fronted tinkerbird), 666 nucleotides. It is a transcript of the gene STARD4, whose product is annotated as StAR related lipid transfer domain containing 4. Gene Ontology annotation, biological process: cholesterol transport involved in cholesterol storage; intracellular cholesterol transport; cholesterol import. Gene Ontology annotation, cellular component: cytosol; endoplasmic reticulum. The record is from RefSeq and is a predicted model, not a curated record. The transcript has 6 exons. Gene Ontology annotation, molecular function: cholesterol binding; cholesterol transfer activity. NCBI's taxonomy places the organism in Eukaryota, Metazoa, Chordata, Aves, Piciformes, Lybiidae.